Messenger RNA from Eutrema salsugineum, 1071 nucleotides. RefSeq names its product vesicle-associated membrane protein 722. Bases 185 to 850 code for a protein of 221 amino acids. NCBI's taxonomy places the organism in Eukaryota, Viridiplantae, Streptophyta, Magnoliopsida, Brassicales, Brassicaceae. Gene Ontology annotation, biological process: vesicle-mediated transport. Gene Ontology annotation, cellular component: membrane. The transcript has 5 exons. The record is from RefSeq and is a predicted model, not a curated record.
ACGUUAGAUUUCUCCUACGCUCUUCUUUUCACCGUCUUCUCUCUCUCUCUCUCUCUCCCACUUAGUCCUCGAUUCUCUACGCGUUUCAGCGUUAGUCUUCUAGAUCUCUAGCUUCGUGCACGCCGAUAUAAAGUCUCUGCUCGGUCGGUAAAUCCAUCGAACAGCGUCGUUUUUGAGGGAAAAAAUGGCGCAACAAUCGUUGAUCUACAGUUUCAUCGCUCGAGGCACGGUGAUUCUCGUCGAGUUCACCGAUUUCAAAGGCAAUUUCACAUCCAUCGCUGCACAGUGCCUUCAAAAGCUCCCUUCGUCAAACAACAAGUUUACCUACAACUGCGACGGUCAUACGUUCAAUUACCUCGUUGAAAAUGGAUUCACCUAUUGUGUUGUUGCAGUCGAUUCUGCUGGGAGGCAGAUUCCUAUGGCCUUCUUGGAACGAGUUAAGGAGGAUUUCAACAAGAGAUAUGGUGGUGGAAAGGCUGCAACUGCUCAAGCAAACAGCUUGAACAAAGAAUUUGGGUCGAAACUGAAAGAGCACAUGCAGUAUUGCAUGGAUCAUCCUGAUGAGAUUAGCAAGCUUGCUAAGGUGAAAGCUCAAGUGUCUGAAGUUAAAGGUGUCAUGAUGGAAAACAUUGAGAAGGUUCUUGACCGUGGUGAGAAAAUAGAACUUUUGGUGGACAAAACCGAAAACCUUCGCUCACAGGCGCAAGAUUUCAGAACACAAGGAACUCAGAUGAGAAGAAAGAUGUGGUUUCAGAACAUGAAGAUAAAACUCAUUGUUCUUGCAAUCAUCAUUGCCUUGAUUCUCAUCAUCGUCCUCUCAGUUUGCGGGGGAUUCAACUGUGGCAAAUAAGUCUGGAACAUUUCUUCCCGGGUUGGAAGCUUCCAAGAUUUCCGUGAACAUCUUCACUCUGUUCGUUGUGCUUUUUUUUUUUUUUUGUCUUUUGUGGUUUCUAAAUUCUCAUGCUAUGUUUCUGCUUAGAUUUUACUUCUUGAAAUUGGUUUUGUAUAGGCCAUACAUAUAUACAUAUAUCAGUCUAAUCUAUUUUGGAUGUCAUAUGCCAAUUUUUAAAA